UUUAUUAAAGAUUUUGUCAUCACGGUGAAAAGAUGACUAGGUGACGAGAACGUGUGUAUACUUACACCCGCAUAGUAUCGAAUAUUAUUAGUGAAGAAUUGUUUAAAAUAUGGCAAAAUCAACAGUUGUGUUAAGCUUUCACGAAAUUUUGCUGCAUGAAUCUGAUGUUAAACUACUGGGUGGGCCUUAUUGGCUAAAUGACACUGUAAUAUCUUUUUAUUUUGAAUACCUGGAAAAAGUAAUAUUCAAUAAUGCCAAAGAUAUUUUGUUUGUAUCACCUGAAGUAACACAGUGUAUAAAAAUGGUUCAACCUGAAGAAAUAAAUAUUUUCUUAGAGCCUUUGGACAUUAAUAACAAGAUGUUGGUAUUCUUUGCCCUGAACGAUAACAACUCACCUGAUAAAGCAGGAGGGUCACAUUGGAGCCUUCUCGUUUACUCUAGAAAAGAAAAUUGUUUUUAUCACCUUGAUUCAUCAUCUGGAAGUAAUCAUAAUGUUGCAUGGGACUUUGCAAGUCAUAUAAUGUCUUAUUUAUCAAAAGGAGGUACAAUAAAUUUUGUCGACAAGGAAUGCUCACAACAGAACAAUGGCUAUGACUGUGGUGUACAUCUCAUCUGCAACACUGAAAGACUUGCAAGACACGCACAAAACAAUGGAGAAAUUAACUCAUGUGAUAUGUCUUUUAAAAUAAAUCCUAACAUUAAGAGGAAAGAAAUUCUAACUGUUAUAGAUGAGUUAUCAAAGUCAAACUAAAUCUUUUAAUUAAUGUUUGAAUUGGAAGUUUUAAA
This is a messenger RNA of Melitaea cinxia (Glanville fritillary), 786 nucleotides long. RefSeq names its product sentrin-specific protease 8. Gene Ontology annotation, biological process: proteolysis. The record is from RefSeq and is a predicted model, not a curated record. The transcript is spliced from 3 exons. The coding region runs from base 110 to 751 and encodes 213 amino acids. Gene Ontology annotation, molecular function: cysteine-type peptidase activity; deNEDDylase activity. NCBI's taxonomy places the organism in Eukaryota, Metazoa, Arthropoda, Insecta, Lepidoptera, Nymphalidae.